This is a messenger RNA of Oncorhynchus keta (chum salmon), 1364 nucleotides long. RefSeq lists its product as uncharacterized. The record is from RefSeq and is a predicted model, not a curated record. NCBI's taxonomy places the organism in Eukaryota, Metazoa, Chordata, Actinopteri, Salmoniformes, Salmonidae. The coding region runs from base 363 to 746 and encodes 127 amino acids. The transcript has 4 exons.
CACUGAAUAAUGUAGGUGUCUGUUCUCUGCUGGGUACUGAAACACACAGCAAGCAGGCUGUAGCCCAGUAUCGACACUAUGCAGGCAUCACACUGGUGGUAACCUGCUGCUGCCACAACAAGCCGUUGCCCGGUGUAUUUAAAACGAGGCAUGCGCAAAUAUGCAAUUGUGGAGACCAGUGAAAUGACUAUAUAGCACGGUUCCCCAGCUGGCGUCCCGCUACUGACUCUAGUUGAUGAUCCCUGCUGUAUAGCCUUCAGUCCUGCUGAUUUGAAUAGUAUCAAGCCCGUGAUCAGAGCAACAGACGGCUCUUUGGGGAUCUCAUUUUCAUCCACUUCAGUCCUCUAUGUGAGACAAGCAGGAUGGGCUGUUCCACGAGUACCCAGACAACAGCGCAGGACACCACCAGACAGCCCAGCUCUAAACCAGAGGAAAGCAAUGGAACCAGCACUACAGGGGCGGCUAAUGAGAACGGUAAGGUUGCGGAGGACAGUGAGACCAUCCCAGAUCACACAGUGACCGUGGCAGCCACAGGAGGGGAGGCCCAGUCUGCUCCGGCUGCAGCCCAAGCCGAGGCUCCUGCAGCGGAGACCCCGGCCCAGAGUGAGACCCAGCCUGUAGCCGAUGCUCCUGCAGCAGCCACUUCCCCCGAGCAGCCAGCCAGCUCUCCAGAGCCUCCCCCUGCAGCCCAGGACCCAGCAGCUGAGGUCACAGCAGAGGCCGAUACAACUGCAACGAGCCCCUAGUCAGGGAAAUGAAGCCGGUCUUCCCAUUGUUGUGGAUGAAGAAUCUGCAUGAAUGUCCUAAUUUGAAAGCGAGAGAGGAUGACAAUAUAUACACACACCACUUGCCUGUUGCCAAGCUGCAGACCAGCUGAUCUCUGUCACCAGGAUCAAUCGGUCAUCACUGUGCCUUUUUCCCUCUGUAAAUACUCUACUUCCUGUGCAUUUAGUUGUAUUACUGGCAUUGAUUAUGAAACAUUCAUUAGAUAAUUGCUUCAAAGUAACUUAUAAAUGCUUAUUAAUAUUUGCUUGAAUCUAAAAUCUACAUUUCUGGUGACUAGAGUUCGUAUUACAGCCUUGUAACGAUGUGGGAUCAAGUAUGAGGAAAAUCAAGUAUGUCGGAUUAAGCGACCAACACUAAUUUGUCAGAAUUAUUCAUUCAGGAACAACUUGAAUCCAUUUACUCACACAUAUUUGAGAAAUUAAGCCAACAACUAUUAGACAUUUACAUGAUGUUUUUACAGCUGGCUUGGAUUGUACAACCCAUGUUACGACCAUGUUAUAAGGGUAUAUAAUAUGACCAUGUUAUUAAGCUCUAUGGCCAUGUUAUAACGCUUUGAAUAAAACAGGUACUGAACUCAA